AUGUCGAAACCAUCUGCAGAUGCAGGCAAUCAACUGCUUCGAUUCGGCGGUCUUGCCGACUGUGUCGUCGUGUGCGGUGACACAGAGUUCAAUGUGCGCAAAGAUAUCAUUUGUCGCGGAUCUCCUGUGCUGAAGCAAUUCUGUGAGGAAGGCCUUCAGCAAUUUGGUGCUAUCCGUCUGGCGUUCGCCGACUAUGAUUUGCCCACUGUGUCACGAGUAUUUCUCUACCUCUAUACGGGGAACUACGAUGAUGGAAUGUAUCCCAACUUUGGUCGCAAUACUAAGUCGAUUGCCAGCUCGCCAGGUCAAGAGAGUAUCCAUCUGCAGCGGCAUGACGGCAAGCGAUCAGACAACAAGGACCCUACUGGUGACCCACAGCCAGUCUUUUCACGUAAUGUUAAUGCUCUGGUCGAAAGUAACCUGAAAGUCCAUCUUUGUGCGAAGGCCCUUCAGAUCAAGUCAUUGGAGGCUCUUGCCCUGGUGAAACUCGAGUCCCGUUGUCUCAACGAUCUUGAUCCAGCAGAUAUUGCAUCAAUAAUCAGCUACGUCUAUGAGCAUAGCACGCACGAAGACCUCGAAUUACGAACCAUGGUUAUGCGUAGCUGUACAAAGAACAUAGUUCUCGUCAUGCGCGAUGCAGAGAUCGUGUCCCUACUGAAGAAGUACGAACCUUUGGCAUCGAACUUACUCGAGGAGACAUGGGCUUAUGUUACCCAACAAUCAAUAACGGAGGAAAGGUCAAGGAAAGAAAAUGAAACAGCAAUUGUAAAGUUGGAAGCGGAGUGCCAGGAGCUGAGGAAGGAGAAAGAAUCUGCCACAACAUCGCUUGUCAAAUACAAGGGACCCAAUCUAGAGUUGAAAUCACAAGUCCUGAGCUUGAAAGCUGGGACGGCGUCCCUAGCCUCUCAGAACGACUCCAUGCGGAAGAAGAUCUCGAGUAUGACCUGCGAAAAAUCGAUUCUACUGGACGAACAAGUAGCGUUGAGGAAAAAACUCAGGUGGGAGAAUGGCAUAUCGCGAAAUCAGCAGCACAAUCUUCAGCAAAAGAUCUCGAGCCUACAAAACAAACUUGACAAUGCAAACUCAAGGCUCCGGGACGCCGACCCUGCCAAUCAUGCAUUGGGGAGGGUAAGGGGGGAGAAUGAAUCACUCAGAAAAGAGGUUAAAUGGCUCCGGCGCAUGCUCGAACAUGCACAAAGGUUGGUCAAAGACACCACUGAAUGUAGGCAUUGUGACACAGCGUUUUGGGCGCUGUUGAAGGUCGAUCUACACAAAGAUGAUGUUUAUGUCAAGUGUGGAAGCUGUGGGCAAAAGCAUUAG
Endocarpon pusillum Z07020 is the source of this 1320-nucleotide messenger RNA. RefSeq lists its product as uncharacterized. Lineage: Eukaryota; Fungi; Ascomycota; Eurotiomycetes; Verrucariales; Verrucariaceae. The transcript is spliced from 2 exons. Bases 1 to 1320 code for a protein of 439 amino acids. The record is from RefSeq and is a predicted model, not a curated record. Gene Ontology annotation, molecular function: protein binding.